AUGCCCUCCUCGGGCUUGAGGUGCUCCCCUCAGGAGCCGCGCGAAGCCCUUAAGGCCCUCCCUCUGCAGCGGGCAAAGCCACUCUUUAGGCCGGUCGCUGCUGACGAGGGAGCGGCGGCAUCAAGAAAACCAGCAAAUCGGCACCAAGCAGCAGCAGCAGCAGCAGCAGCAGCAGCAGCAGCAGCAACAGCAGCCGCAAGAGAGGCAGCAGCACUCAUAGCAGCAGCAGUGACAGCAGCAGAAAGAUAA
Eimeria necatrix is the source of this 249-nucleotide messenger RNA. RefSeq lists its product as hypothetical. The record is from RefSeq and is a predicted model, not a curated record. The transcript is spliced from 2 exons. NCBI's taxonomy places the organism in Eukaryota, Apicomplexa, Conoidasida, Eucoccidiorida, Eimeriidae. The coding region runs from base 1 to 249 and encodes 82 amino acids.